Molecule: messenger RNA, 521 nt
Organism: Hippocampus comes (tiger tail seahorse)
Lineage: Eukaryota; Metazoa; Chordata; Actinopteri; Syngnathiformes; Syngnathidae
Product: cornifelin homolog
Exons: 4
Coding region: 133-486 (117 amino acids)
Source: RefSeq, a predicted model, not a curated record
GCCGUUUUCAUUUCAGCAAUAAGUGUGUCUUUCACCAAACUUCCUGUGUGGCGUCAAAAACUCUGCAGUUUGAUCAGGACCGGUUGCAGACGCCCGCCCGCCCGUCUUCUGGUAUCCGAACCCGCGGCCCACAUGUCCAACCCAACGGUAACCACCCAGCCCGGCACCGGCGGCUACGGCACCAACGUCCACACGGGACAGUGGAGCACGGGCCUCUGCUCCUGCUGCAACGAUUUGUCGAUUUGUGCUGCCGGCUGCCUCUGCCCGUCCAUCCUGGCCUGCUACACGGCCGACAAAUACGGCGAACACUGCUGCUUGGGCCUCGUGCCCGGCGGCUUGACGGCUUUGAGGACCCACAUGAGGCUCACGUAUGGCAUCGAGGGGACUAUUUGCAAUGACGCGCUCAUGUCGUUUUUCUGCGGCACCUGUGAGUUGUGCAGAAUGGCCAGAGAGAUACGCAUCCGCAGUGGAGAAACUUCAGCGUAAUAGCAACAGCGCACGUCAAAGGAAUGGCGGUCAUC